GAGGGGCGCGGGUUGGAUGAUUCUGCCGUCCGUCUGGUUUCUGCUUUCCUGGCCAUGGAACCUUCUGACUCCUUGAUCUCCCAUGCCAGGGUAUGUGGUGGAGGCUUAAUCACAGAGCAAGUGCAAGAAUUCAUCUGGGAUCACUGCCUGAGCAAAGCUGCUGGAUUUCAUGCUCCAUACUUGAAGAACUCUUUAAAGAAACUUAUCAUUGAAGUUGAAUCGGAGCAUGGCAGUGUAUUGGAUAACUUAUACGAAUUGUAUGCUCACUACAUGACAUCAAUAAAGGACAAUAGUAUGGUCAAAAGCGAUGCAAAAAUCCAGAAAAGAAUCUCAUUUCUUUUUCCUGAUGGUUAUUCUCAACUACAAAGUUGCCCGCGCUCAAGGGUCCUGAUAUUUCCAUUGCAAUGUUCUUUAAAUAUGCUUGAAGGUGAUACCGGGUGCUCAAUAUGGCCAUCAAGUCUAUUUUUGUCUGAGUUAAUACUUUCUUAUCCUGAAUUAUUUUAUAAUAAAUCUUGUUUUGAGAUUGGUUCAGGGGUUGGCUUAGUUGGGAUGUGUCUUGCUCAUGUGAAAGCGUCUAAGGUGAUAUUGAGUGAUGGUGACUUGUCAACUUUAGCUAACAUGAAGUCCAAUUUGGAGUUAAACCACUUGAACGUGGAACUUAAAAUGGCAGAAAGAAACAAAAACCUUAACAUGGUAAAGUGCAUGUAUCUCCCAUGGGAAUCUGCUUCAGAAAGUCAGCUCCAAGAUGCCAUGCCGGACAUUGUUUUGGGUGCAGACGUGAUUUAUGAUCCGGAUUGUCUUCCACAUCUUGUUCGAGUUAUUAGCAUUUUGUUGAGCCACCCGAAAUCAUGUUCUUGCGGACGGGUUGCUAGCUGUGAGGGUGUUGCGCCGAACAAUAAUUAUGAAAACGACGAACUUCAUUAUACGAAUCAACGUAAUUGCGAAGAUCAUGGUGACGGACCUGCCGUUGCAGGAACGGUAACUGAUAAUGAUGGUGGUGGUGAGGGGCCGAAGGAGGCUCCGACGGCUUAUAUAGCUUGUGCUAUACGCAAUGUUGAAACGUUUAACUAUUUUCUUUCUCUGGCGGAUCAGACCAAACUUGAUAUCGCGGACUUAACUGAUACGCUGAAGCCAGUAAAUCUUCUCCCUUACAUGCAUUCAUACAACCAAGCUACCAUUAGACUGUUACGGAUUACUUACAGUCCCUGCCCAAAUUUCUGGGAUGUCCGAUUCUGGUACUGGUCUAUUUUGGGUAUUUGUAACUCUUCACAGCAUCACUUAGUCCGUGCUUGGCUUGCCAAGAGGGAUGAUAUGGAAGUGCUUGAUGAGCCCCUUUAUGCAAAUUUCCUAAGAGUAACAGGUCUCAACAGACCUUACGGGGAAGAGCUAUUGUCCAAAAUGGAAUCUGAUGGAAAUAAAGUUAUAAAGAACAUCAUUUAUGGUCCAGGAAGCAGGAAGUAUAAAUACUGUAAGCAUAUUGCAAAGCAACGGGUACAAGGCUUGACAGAUGAUCUGCUGAACAAAGGAAAGCACUUUAUUCUGAUAAGAAAUCCUCUUGACAUUUUGCCAUCCUUUGACAAAGUUGUGCCUCCAUCAUUUUUUGAGUUGGGUUUGGCAGAACUUGUUUGUAUAUACAAUGAUCUUCGUGAAAGGGGAAAACCACCACCUGUCAUUGAUGCUGCAGAACUUCAAGAAGAUCCUGAGGCUACGCUGCGUGGUCUUUGUGAUGAUUUGGACAUUCCUUUCCAACCUGACAUGUUGAAGUGGGAAGCAGGUCCAAAACCAAUAGAUGGCUUGUGGGCCCCUUGGUGGUAUAAGACUGUACAGAAGUCUACUGGUUUUAAGCCAGCAAGGAAGUAUCCUCAGCCAUUUCCCUUUUCUUUCUACGAUUUGCUGGAGCAAAGUCUACCCCUCUACAAUAUGCUUCGACGCCAUGUGAAGAAGAAGUCAUCCCUCCUGAGCCCUCCUUUCCCUCCACCUGAUCUUCCAGUUCCUGCAAAUGAGAAACUUCUUGCUUGGGUUGGUGAUGAGAUUGUGCCACGUGAGAGUGCAAAGGUCUCUGUUUUUGAUUCAGUUGUUCAAGGCGGCGAUUCAGUUUGGGAGGGUCUUCGGGUGUACAAUGGAAAGAUUUUUAAGCUUGAGGAACAUCUAGACAGGAUGUUUGAUUCAGCAAAAGCUUUGGCUUUUGAAAAUGUUCCAACCCGAGAUGAGAUUAAGGAAGCAAUCUUCAGAACACUAAUUAGGAAUGGGAUGUUUGACAACUCGCACAUUCGGCUUUCUCUGACAAGAGGAAAAAAGGUUACAUCUGGAAUGAGCCCAGCAUUCAAUCGUUAUGGAUGCACAUUAAUUGUGCUUGCUGAAUGGAAGCCCCCUGUUUAUGAUAAUACCCAUGGUAUAGUACUAGUGACUGCUACAACUCGUCGAAAUUCACCAAAUAAUCUAGAUUCAAAGAUUCAUCACAAUAACCUCCUUAAUAACAUACUUGCGAAGAUUGAAGGGAAUAAUGCAAAUGCAAAUGAUGCAAUCAUGCUCGACAAAGAUGGUUAUGUGUCUGAAACCAAUGCAACUAACAUUUUCAUAGUUAAAAAGGGCCGUGUUUUGACACCACAUGCUGAUUACUGUCUGCCUGGUGUUACACGAGCAACUGUGAUGGACCUUGUAGUGAUGCAGGAGUUAGUAUUGGAGGAGAGGAGAAUUAGUCUAUCUGAAGUUCAUACCGCAGAUGAGAUAUGGACAACAGGAACAAUGGGAGAACUCAGCCCAGUUGUGAAGGUUGAUGGUCGCAUAAUUGGCAAUGGAGAAGUGGGGCCAGUGACUAAGAGAUUGCAGGGUGCUUACAAAAAGUUGACUGAGCAGUCCGGUGUACCUAUACCCACCUACCUCCACAGUUGAAAGCUACACUUCAUUUUUCCCCUGCAAGUCUUCUCUUCCAGCCUGCUUCUGUUAAAGACUGCAAGUUGCUGCUAUGCCAUUUCGUGUAAGUAAGUAACUAUGACCUUAAAUUUCUGUCAUCAAAGAAUAGAUGUAUGUUCUUUCUCGUGAACAAUGACAGCGCUGUGUUCAAUCACAGUGGACUGGACCUUUCUCCCCUCAAUAAAAGGCCCUGUGGGUAUCUUCUUUUUCCUCA
This is a messenger RNA of Neltuma alba, 3127 nucleotides long. Its product is annotated as branched-chain-amino-acid aminotransferase-like protein 1. Gene Ontology annotation, molecular function: catalytic activity. NCBI's taxonomy places the organism in Eukaryota, Viridiplantae, Streptophyta, Magnoliopsida, Fabales, Fabaceae. Bases 55 to 2892 code for a protein of 945 amino acids. Gene Ontology annotation, biological process: carboxylic acid metabolic process. The record is from RefSeq and is a predicted model, not a curated record. The transcript is spliced from 30 exons.